AUGCCAACUUCUCCUUUUGACCCCACUUCCCAAGUUUACAAAUGUGCUAAUAAUCGAUAUCGUUGUAAAAAUACUGGAAAAUACUUCAAUAAAGGCAUUUCUUCUCACCAAUUAGCCAAAGAUGUUGGCAUUACUCAAAAAAGUGCUUGGUUCGUAUUACAAAGAUUACGAUAUACUUUUCAAAGUCCUAUCUUUAAGACUAUGCUGGAUGGAGUUGUAGAAAUUGAUGAAACCUUUAUCGGAGGCAAAAAUAAGAAUAGGCACUGA
Funneliformis geosporum is the source of this 267-nucleotide messenger RNA. The record is from the annotation of a GenBank genome assembly. Lineage: Eukaryota; Fungi; Glomeromycota; Glomeromycetes; Glomerales; Glomeraceae.